Chrysochloris asiatica (Cape golden mole) is the source of this 13095-nucleotide messenger RNA. Its product is annotated as ATP-binding cassette sub-family A member 13-like. Gene Ontology annotation, cellular component: intracellular membrane-bounded organelle; membrane. Gene Ontology annotation, biological process: transmembrane transport; lipid transport. NCBI's taxonomy places the organism in Eukaryota, Metazoa, Chordata, Mammalia, Afrosoricida, Chrysochloridae. The transcript is spliced from 62 exons. Gene Ontology annotation, molecular function: ABC-type transporter activity; lipid carrier activity; ATP binding. Bases 1 to 13095 code for a protein of 4364 amino acids. The record is from RefSeq and is a predicted model, not a curated record.
AUGGGGCACGCAGGGCGCCAGUUCCAAGCUCUGCUCUGGAAGAAUUGGCUCUGCCGCCUGCGGCACCCGGUUCUCUCCCUGGCUGAAAUUCUUUGGCCAUGUAUCCUGUUCAUGAUUCUGACAGUACUUCGUUUUCAAGAACCUCCCAGACACAGAGAUAGUUGUUACUUACAAGCCCGGGACCUGCCGAGCAGAGGUAUUUUCCCCUUUGUCCAAAGCCUUCUUUGUAACACAGGCUCACAGUGCAGGAACACAAGCUUUGCGCCACCUGCUGAGCACCACUCUCGGUUGCCUAGGUUCCAAACUGCAGCUGAAUAUGACAAGAAGGAGGUUGACAACCUGGCCUUUUUAAAAUCUGUACAGGACUUUGCUAAGGACAUGUAUGAAAUAAUGGAAAAGGCAAAGAACUUACAAAAAAUUUGGAUACAGAGAUCUAAGAGUCCAGAGUCUUCUUAUGGUGCCAGGUUUUUAAAAAUGGAUCUCAAUAAGACUGAAGAUAUGAUACUGAUACUGGAACGUCUUCACAUGCAGCCUCCUCUCUGGGAUUUUCUACUUUCUCUGCCACAGUUCUAUGUGAAAAAUAUUCACACUGAAGACAGCAUACAUGUUGCAGUACAGUUUCUUCAGGCAGUUUUGAAUUCCUUAAUAUCCCUAGAAGAUUUAGAUUGGCUGCCACUCAACCACACAUUCUCGAAGGGUUCUGAGUCUAUAUUGAAUGUGACCAUUUCCACACUCAUAUUUCUUCAGGAACAUGGAGUAGCAGUCACUGCUAAGGGAUACAAUCUGUCCCUGAAGGAUAUAGUGUGGAAUCCACAGAUGGUGAAGUCUGACCUGAAAUCUCUAUUUGGUUUUGAUGAUCUUCACUCAGCACGAAUCCUAAAUUAUUCAGCUCAGCUAAUGGAGGUUCCCACAGACAAGUCACUUGAGUCUAUGGUAUGUUCAGUCUUAUUCAACACGUCAGAGGAUGGAACUGAUGGAGAGAGUCACCCUGGAGACUGUGAUUCCAAGUGGUCAGAAGCCAAAGACUAUCUUGUCCAUGUGGUCAGCUGGCCCCAAGUCUAUAAACAGGUGCUUGGUCAGUGGCAAAAGGGCAAGUUGCUUGAGAAGGUACUCACAAUAAUUGAGCACAGUCUGGAGACCCUCAGAGAUCAAUUUGAGGUGGCGAGCAAGCCGUGGAAAGUGACGGAAGCUUUGCACUCUCUGCUUCUCCUCUUGAAUGACACCUUGACAGUAGAUGGAUUAAAAUCUCCAAAGAUAUUACUUCAUCUACAAAGAUUACAGAAUGCGCUGCACAUGCUGCCCGGGUACCCAGCUCUGCACAGAUUGCUUCUGCUUGACGGGGCCCUCCGGAAAGCCAUGGCCCAGAAAUUACGUUUUGUCCAAGAAGUCCUCAUUCACCUGGAGACAUCAGCUAACUAUUCCAGCCUGGAUGGAUCUGAUCAAUUAAAACUGGAAAUGGACAUGGUCUUUUGGGAGUUAAAGCAGAUCCUGAAGAAUAAUUCAACUGAUACAUGUCUAAAUGGUACCUUGGUUGAGAAGGAGACUCUCUCACUUCCUCAGAGCUCUAGAAUUUGGGAGAGCUUCAUAGCAGUGCUCUGUCAACUAAAUAUCUCCAAUGGAACCAAUACUUUAAAUAAGCUAAUUCAUUCAAUAGAAGCUGCUGAUCAUAUUUUACAAGAGGUCAUUAUUGGACUCACAAGUAUGCCAGUUUCAAUGACUGGAGAAUCACCGGGCUGGCUGGAAAUCGAGGCCCAGCUCUCCGAAGCCAUCCUUUCCUGCACGCAGGUCUUCCAGACAUUGGAUACUGAUGGUUCCCCUGGAAAUAGGUCCUCUUUCCCAGAUUGUACAGACCAGAUUAUUUCCACAGUGAUAUUUCAUACACUUGAAAAAGUACAGUCGUCUCUGGAACAAGCACACUACUGGAAAGUCUUUAUAGGAUUUAUCAGGAAGACUUGUGAAGUGGCUCAGAAAGUGAAUAUACAAGAAAAUUUUCACAGUGGCCAGAUCAUUUUCUCUGAGGAAUAUCCUUGUUAUGAAGUAAACAUGGAUUGGAAAAUCAUCAGUGCUAAUUAUUUGUUAUUUCUGAAUAAUUUACUCAAGUCACCAAUGAUUUCAAUUUCUAGGAUCUUCAAUUCCACAAAAGAUCUUCUAAUUAUGGAAAACAAGUUAUAUACCCUUGAGGAUGAACAAAUGAAUUAUAUUUUAGCAUUUGUGGAAUUUGGGGAGAAAUUAUUAUUGCCUAAACCUUUUAACUCAUCCAGUGUUCCCAAAUAUUAUACCCUCCCAUCUCUCACUGAGAUUCUGGCUGAUACUCGCCUUUCGUGGAUAAAUAGUUUAAAAAGUUCAAAGAGAGACCCACCUGCUGCUGAUACUCAGAAACUUUUGAAAUUUGGCAAAGUAUUGAUAGAAAAAAUACAAACUCUCGAAAAUCAUUGGAUAAGGAAGGCAUCAGGAAAUAUUUUUAGAUACAUAGAAUUAAUACUUUCUGGAAUUAAUCCCAAGCUACUGGAGUUGUGGAUGUAUGACUUUUUGGAAAGAGAAAGAGCUAAAUUGGAAGUCUUGCCUAUACUUUUUAAUUCUUCUAUUCCAGAUAAUGAAAAGACUGUUAGUGAAAGCUUUAACUUUUCCCAGUUGUUCCAUUCAGACUGGUCUAAAACACCAGCAGGUAACAUUGAUUUUGUGCAUUUAACUCAAACAAUAGUAAGUAGUCUCUAUGAAUUUGGAUUUGUGAGUGAGAAACAGGUUUCAGAAGCUCUGGACAUAGUCCAUGCUAUAAGGAAUGCAUCUGAUCUUUUCUCAACCCUUUCUGAAUCUCAAAAACAAGAAGUUGGUAAAAUUUUGAGUCAUAUAUUCCAAAAUGUCAUCAAGGACAAGGAUUCAGCUUUGCUUCUGCAGAUUUAUUUUUCAUUUUACCAACACAUACAUAAAUUCUUCUUGAGCAUUCAGAAUAGAGACUCUUUGCGCACCUUCCUUACACAAUUCUCAAAACACAGUUUAGACAUUUUAAAGCAAUUUAAUUUCCAAAACAUCAGCGGAGCGUUUGCAUUUUUAUCUGAGACAAUAGGAAUUCUUGGUAGAAUUUCUGAAGUACCUUGUUGUCAGCAAUUGCUUUCCAUUUUUCAGUAUUUGGAACUUCAAGCUCAGUCCCUGAGAUUCACUGAGGAUCAAGGCUUGGAAACAAUCCAUACUACUUUGAGUAACCUCAAACAACUGUUCAUAGUAGAUGAAGAUUUUCGUAUUUCUAUAUUUGAAUAUAUUAGCCAACUCUUAAAUGUUUCAAUAGAAGCCCUGCUAGGUAAUGAAUGCUUUGCUUCGCACAAUGAAAAUAUUUCUUCUCUAAAUUAUCCAACAGAUGUAGUAUCUUCACUUGUUCUGCCACGGGCAAAAAAUCUUUUAAACCUUUCAGCAAAUGGCAGUACACUCAAUGAGUUUAUGUCCAUUCGCUGCACCAUUUCAUGGCUUCAAAUGUGGAUGGAAAUCUGUGGAAACAUAUCUCAACUAUUCAAGUUUGAGACAAAUGUGUUCACUUCUCUCCAUAUUGGUCUCAAUCAGUUUUUGGAUGAAGUGGAAAAUAAUGUGAAGCUUUCUAGUAGCUGCCAGGGAAUAUUUUCAACCAACAACCCUGCUGUACUGCUAUUAAAUCUGCUUAAGACUGUAACUGAAGCUGAUGGUUUCCAUGACUGGAAUGAUUUCCUGAAACUCAGAGAACUAUGGGUAGCAUUAGAUGAUGUAUUAGAUAUGGUAAAAUCACUUCACCCUGACAAAGUAGAGCAGUCCCUUUUAACCAUGGAAACCACCCUACAUCAGUUAAAGACAUUUCCUUUGACUACAAACAUAAGCAAAGAGUUUUUAUAUUCUGUGCUUGAAAUUUUCUUCAAGUUGAGCAAUGCCUCAGAAUAUAGAUACAGCAAUGUACAUGUGCCAAGUCACUUUCUUUCAAAUAAUCUAACAAAUUUUGGAGCAAAGUUUCAAAGUGUUAUCCCUGAACUAAGAGAGAUAAUAUUAUUCCUUAGAAAUGUAUCUCAUGACCAAGAUUUGCUUUCCUGUGUUGAUGCUUUCCAAAACGUUGCUGAAUUUGUUUUUGAAGAUGGCUUAUUAUAUGUAAAUACUUCACAGUGGACAGUACAUAUUCUGGCUCUGUUAAAUUCAGCAUUUUCCUCUGACAACAUAACUCGCAGAUUGAAAGGAUGUAUUGACUGGGUGGAUAUCAUAAACCAUUUGCAUGUUACGUAUAACUCCAAUAUUUCGCAAGGUCAUCUUCAAGGAAUUUUGAGGAAUUUUAGAGAUAGAGAAAACAAAAUAGCCACUGCAAUGAAACUUGUUACUUGGGUGUUAAAUAUGAAGGAACCUUUUUGCUCAUCAAGUAGGUCAAAUAUAAAUUGUCUGAGUAUUUCCCUGAAAAAUGUAUAUGACUUCCUAAAUGCUAUACUUACAUUAGUCUUAGAAAAAGAGAUAGCACCAGAAUUUGAUAUUCUAUUAAGUUUUUUAAAUAAUUCAACAAAUCGAGUAAGGAUGAUUAUCAGCAACUUAAUACAAGACUUUGAUUUUGUAUUUCAAUCUAACUGGACACAUUUUGCUAAAUUGAUUCUGAGACAUAUGGAAAUGCCAGAUGAACUUCCUCAGCAAUUUCAAAAUAUUUGGCUACACUUAAUAGCUUUGGGAAAGGAAAUUCAGAAACUUGUGAAAGAUAUUGCUCCUAAAAUCCUGCAAAAUACUUUUUCUUCUAUAAGUGAAAAGUUUUUAAAUGUUUUUACCACCAGUCCAAAAGAAAAAGACUUACACAGUUUAGAAAACUCACUUUAUCAUUUUGCCAGUGACCUUGUCUUUAACCUAUCAUAUCAUUUUCAAAAUUCAUCAAAAAUAUUUCCACAUGAAAUCAAGAAAGCUGUGAGUCUUGGUAUUCAACUGGUUAGGGAUGUUUUCAGUUCCUUAAUGCCCACAGUUCAUCAUGAUAGUUUACAAAAUACAGGCAGUAUUAAAGCUUUAAAGAAAGUAUCUUUUCUCAUGCACACUCUCAAGAAGACAGAUAUAGAACUUUUUGUAGAUAAACUUGAAGAGAUCAGUGAAAACCUAAUGGAUUUUUUCGAGAAUAUCAGUAGAUUAGAUUCUGAUAAUUUGGGGGCCAACUUGCUUGUUGGCUUAAUGGAAAAAUUUGUAAAGAGCUCACAUCCUUGGAAUGUAAAGCACUUGUUGAAGCUCUCAUAUUUGCUUACUAAAGAUGAUGUUAAUGCCCUGGUAGACUUGUACUUUGCGCUUCCUCAUGCUGUGAGUCUCCUACAGAGGCUAGAUGGCAAAAACAUCACAGAGACUCUCAAGGAUGUUUACAACUUCACGCUCUUUCAUGGCAUAACCAUUUCAAGCAUUAGCAAGGAAGACUUUGCGAUUGCAGUGAAAAAUCUUUUGGACAUAACUGAACUAAUACUUGAUAAACCAGGAAUUGUUUCAGAAGCUUUAACUUGCCUUCCUGAGUUUUGGUGCUGGAACCAUACAGCAUAUGAAUUUCAGCAGAACCCCAAAUUAGAAGCCUGUAAUGCCCAGAAAUUAAUUUUUCCUUUCUUUUAUGAAAAAGUAACUGGUAUAAUUGACCAUCUCCACUUGUCUCUCACAGAUAGAAAUUUGCAAUGCUCAAAUAAAAGUUCCAGGAUGGAAUUAACUAGGAAAGUAGUUUGUGUAAUUCAUACAUCGGUGGACUGGAAUUCCAUCCUUCUAGAAAUGUUUGAAGUCUUCCACAUUAAAAUUUCUUUUGUGAAAACUAUACAAGAAUUUCUGCAUAAGGUGUUACCAUAUGUCAUGUCUUCUGAAAUUUAUAAUAAUGGCAGCAUGUCUGAAUUUUGUCCUGGUGGCUCCAUGAAGCAAGUUGCUUUGCAAAUCAUAAAAAUAUUUAAAGAUGUUAACUUUACAAAAGUUACAGCAGCUGAAAAAUUUUUUGAUAGCCUGGCUAGUUUAAACAAGAUCCUUCACAUAAAUGAAGGUCUAGAGGUGCCUGUUCCAAGUAGUAAUUCUUCAACCUUCAAAAGGAUAGUAGAAAAAAUUUCUGGUGUCUUGAGCCAAGAAACUAGUUUGAAUUCUCUAGUCUCUCCAUUCAUUCUGUUUCUGGAUACAAAGCCUAUGGAAAGUAUUUUAGAAGCAUUAUCAAAUCUUUCAAAUGAAAGUGAAGCACCUUACAACUUUGAAGAACUGUGGCUUCAGUUUGAGCAAACCAUGAAAGACCUAAGACAUAACUUUGAUAUCAGUCAUCUGACCUCUGUAAUUAAUGAACAAAUUAAAAUAAUUAAUUUAGUGGCUCCUCAAAAUCCAAUUUUGCAAUUUCCCCAAUUAUUGGAAAGGUUAAAUUCAUCAUCAUUGAAGAUAUUAGAAAUUAUUGAAGAUUUUCUAGUGAGCACAGGAAACUGGCUUUAUAAAUAUGCAAUUAAAAAUUACUCUAGAGUAAUACAAACAUUAUUACCUCUUAUGGCCAAUGAGAGUUCAACUGAUCACACAGCUUUGUUGGCUAGAGGUAUUACGGUCUUUUGGAGCUACCUCAAAAACAUUUCUAAAGAAGGUAAUUUUGAUGUUCUCCUCCUUACUGAUCUGCUAAAGCAACAACAGCUAACUAAUUUCUCUAUUGUUCCAUUGCUUUUGGAAAGCAUCAUAAUUAAUUCAAUCAGUAACUUGUCUGGGAAUUCUCAAGAAGCUGCCUUGAAUUUAAGUGAAACUAACUUUCAAAUAAUGAAUUUCAUUAACCUCACCUUGAACCAUAUGCAGUCAGAAAAUGAUGGAAAAAUAAUUUUCCCUCUAAGAAGCACAGUGGAUUUCAUGGAACAGCUUAUGAAAACAUUCUUUUCCUUUUUUCCAAAGGAAAAUUCUAGGAACAAACUAUCUCUUCUUCUGAAAGACUUAAACAAAUAUACCAUUGCAGAUAUGAGUGUUGUAGAAAUGUGUCAAGCUUUCCAGCAGCCUGCAGGGUCCUCCAGAGCAAUUGCAACUCUGCAGAAAGUGAAGAUGUUGGUUGUGCAAGUGUUCACUGUCUUUGCAGAAAACCCUUCCUUGAUUAAGAACUUUCUAUGUGCUACUGUGAGCUGCAAGCAAGAUGGGAUAAGACCUCUUGUUUUAGUUGUUGUGCAAGGCCUCGCUUUGCUGCAGGACCAUUAUCAGGAAAUCAGACAGAUGUGGUCUUCACCAACUCAGUUAAAUUGUGAAAGUCUUAGCAGGAAUCUUUUUAGAUCCUUGGAAAGCUUCAAGAACAACGUGGAAGAUAUUACCGAGGAAGACUGUGAAUGCCAACAAGCUCUAGAAACAGUCCAGCAGCAAACACACAUGCUGGUCAGAAGCUUGGAGGAGAUUUUGUCAUCAGGGAAUCCCAUUAUAAGUUUCCUUAGCAAUUUCACAGUAACUGAUGGUGUAAAAGUUAAAGAUUUAAUGAAAAAUGUUACCAAGUUAGUGGAAGAGCUUCAGGCUUCUAUCCACCUCUCAGAUGAAACAAUCAAUUGUAUUUUAGAAGCAAAUAUAUCACAUUCAAAGGUUCUCUCUAAUGUCCUUACGGUAGCUUUGUCUGGAAGAUGUGAUCAAGACAUCCUUCGUCUCCUGCUGACAGUUCAUGAGGACAAAACAUCUCUUCUUGCAAUGAAGGAACUGUGUGCCCUCCCCGGAACAGAAGUAUAUUCUCUGCUUGUGCUGAUGAGUCGAAAUCUGAACCUGCGGAAUUUCAUCUAUAAAAUUUUUAUACCUUCUGAAGAAAAUAGCUUGCUGAACUCCAUGUUGGAUGUGGUUUCUAGCAUCAACUCUCUCCUUCCCAAAGCCCAGCACAUUCUUGAAUACCUUCCUAAAUUUCUUCAAGCAUUUAAUAUUGCAGCAUUGCUAGAUAUGACUGCCAUUCAACAGGUUUCACAAAAUGACCAGUUCAGAAACUCAGCCUUUGGUUCUUUCCAGUCUGUGAUGAAGAUGAUUUGCAAAGAGAAAGCAUUUUUCCUUAGCAACACCAACACUUUUAUUGAUUUACCCAGAGUUGAUGAUCUUUUGGAAGGUGACAAGGCAAAAUUCAACAUUCCUGAUGAUUCAAAUGUAGAACUCAUGAAGAUCAUAGUUAAAGCCAGAAGGAAUGCCUUUCCUCUGUCUCUUUGUGCUAAUUAUACAUUUCAUUUUGUGGACAAGAUAAAGACUUUAUCAGAAACACUGCUGAACAUGUCUAGCCUUUUUCAGAGAAGGGGAAAUGGCCAAAUGCUUAACCAAUUCCAGGAAGCCCUGAGAAACAAAUUUGUAAGAAACUUCAUAAAAAGUCAAUUGCACAUCGAUGUAGACAAACUUACUGAGAAGCUUCAGACAUACGGAGGAAUGCUAGACAGGAUGGUUAACCAUGUAGGAGCUGGAAACAUGCAGUUCCUGGGUCACAUCUUGGUAAAUCUUUCCUCCUGUGUAGUGUUGAACCGCUUCCAGGCGCAAGAGUCUGUCGACCUCCUGGAGACUAAAGCACAAGUACUCAUGCAACAGAAUGAUUUAUUGGCCAGUAUUAUAUUCAAUAAUUCCUUCAUCAACAAGAAUUUCCAGUCAGAGUCUCGCAAACUGCCACCCCAUGUCACAUAUACAAUUAGGACAAGUGUCUUAUACAGCAUGAGAACAGACAUGGUAAAAAACCCCUUUUGGAAGUUCCAUCCACAGAGUCUACCAGCUGACGGGUUCAAAUAUAACUAUAUCUUUGUCCCAUUGCAAGACAUGAUUGAGAGAGCCAUCAUCUCGGUGCAGACGGGACGGGGCGCUCGGGAGCCAGCCACGCAGGCACAGGCAAUGCCCUACCCCUGCCAUACCAGUGACUUAUUUUUGAACAAUGUUGGCUUUUUUUUCCCACUGAUAAUGAUGCUGACCUGGAUGGUAUCUGUGGCCAGUAUGGUUCGAAAGCUGGUUUACGAGCGGGAGAUCCAGAUUGAAGAGUACAUGAGGAUGAUGGGAGUACAUCCAACAACCCACUUCCUAGCCUGGUUCCUGGAGAACAUGGCCAUGCUGACCCUUGGCAGUGUUGCUCUGGCUGUUAUUCUGAAAACAAGUGGCAUCUUUGCACACAGCAACGCCUUGAUUAUUUUUCUCUUUCUCCUGGAUUUUGGGGUGUCAGUUGUCAUGCUGAGUUACUUCCUGAGUGCAUUUUUCAGCCAAGCAAACACAGCUGCUCUCUGCACCAGCCUGGUGUAUAUGAUCAGCUUUCUGCCUUAUAUAGUCCUGCUGGUCCUACAUAACCGAUUAAGUUUGGUCAUUCAGACAUUUCUGUGCUUCCUCUCAACAACCGCCUUUGGGCAAGGAGUAUUUUUCAUUACAUUCCUAGAAGGGCAAGAGGCAGGAACUUUUGGUUUAAGAAAACCAUGGUAUUUUCCAUUUACCGGAUCGUAUUGGAAGAAUAUAUGUGGCUUGGUAGAGAAAAAGUAUUAUAUGAGUUCUAGUCUAUUUUUCUCCAACAAGAACUUUGGCAGCAAAGGGUCAUCUCUGCAACAGAGGGAUGGAAAGCUUGAAGGAGACCCUCCUGGAGUCACCCUGUUGUCUGUGACAAAAGAAUAUGAGCCCAACAAAGCAGCGGUCAAAGACCUCACUGUUACCUUCCACAGGAACCAAAUCACUGCCCUGCUGGGCACAAAUGGUGCAGGAAAGACCACAAUUAUAUCCAUGUUGACGGGACUUUAUCCUCCUACUUCUGGAACUAUCAUCAUCAAUGGCAAGAACCUGCAGACAGACCUGGCCGCUGUCAGAAUGGAGCUGGGCGUGUGUCCUCAGUAUGAUGUCCUGUUUGACAACCUGACAGUUCUGGAGCAUCUGGUGCUGUUUGCAUCCAUCAAAGCACCACAGUGGACCCAGAAAGAGUUACACCAGCAAGUCAAUAAAACUCUUCAGGCUGUGGAGUUAACACAGUACCAACACAAACAAACCCGAGUCCUCUCUGGAGGCAUGAAGAGGAAGCUUUCCAUUGGCAUUGCUUUCAUUGGUAUGUGCCAUACUGUGGUUCUGGACGAGCCCACCAGUGGUGUGGACCCUUGUUCCCGUCGCAGCAUCUGGGAUAUUCUCCUUAAGUAUCGAGAAGGUCGUACAGUCAUCUUUACAACUCACCAUCUGGAUGAAGCCGAAGUGCUCAGUGACUGCAUUGCCAUCCUGCAGCGGGGGCAGCUCAGGUGCUGCAGUCCUGCCUUCUGCCUGAAGGAGGUGUAUGGCCAAGGGCUCAACCUGAUGCUCACAAAGCAGACUUCUAUUCCAGAGAAACAUGAUCCAAAGGACAUAGCUCAACUCACAACUUUUAUACAGAGUUAUAUUCCCCAAGCAUUUCUCAAAGUCAGUAAUGGGAGUGAGCUGGUGUAUACCCUUCCAAAGGACAUGGACAAGGCCAACUUUAAAGGAUUCUUUCAUGCUCUGGACCAGAACCUACAUCAUCUCCAUCUGAUGGGCUAUGGGAUUUCAGAUACCACAUUGGAAGAGGUAUUUUUGAUGCUUUUGCAAGAUUCCAAAAAGAAAUCUCAGCUUGCUAUGGGGAUUGUUGCGGAGCCACAACACCACAUGACUCUAGGACAGCCACCUGGCUACUGUAACUCCUUGAGUCGUCCUCUAACCUUGCGGGGUGGCCACCUGCUUCGAUCACAGAUGGCUGCCCUCUUGAUGAAGAGGCUUCGCCACACUCUCCGGGCCUGGAAAAGUACACUGUCGAACCUGCUACUGCCUGUCCUCUUUGUAGCCUUGGCCAUGGGUUUGUUCAUGGUAAGGCCUUUGGCUGUCAACUACCCUCCCCUCAAACUGGCACCGGGCCACUAUGAGAGGGCAGAGACAUAUUUUUUCAGCAGCAAGAACAAUGACCAAGCUCUGACUCACAUGCUUUUGAGAAAGUUUGGAGAUCAGGAUCUACUCUGUACCAAGUUGAACCCAGACCUGAAGAAUUCUUCAUGCUGGCACAGUGAUCACUUUUCUCAUCUGGAACUCCAGAAUUCAUGUGGCUGCCAAAAAUGCUCAUAUGGAAACUCCACAGCUCCUUAUCUGAAGAACAGCCUGGGCCACACUCUGCUGAACCUUUCCGCCUUCAAUGUGGAGAAUUACCUGCUGAUGGCUUCUAAAAAACCCAGGCUUGGAGGUUGGUCUUUUGGAGUGCAAAUCCCUAAUCAAGUUGAAGAAACCAAUUCAAAUAUAUCAAAACCAAAAUUUCUGUCAAAGGUGUGGUAUAAUCAGAAGGGUUUUCAUUCACUACCUUCCUACUUAAAUCAUCUAAACAAUCUUAUUUUGUGGAAACACUUACCCCCUUCUACAGACUGGAGACAAUACGGAAUAACGCUCUAUAGUCAUCCUUACGGAGGAGCCUUGCUGAAUGAAGACAAGAUCUUGGAGAGCAUCCGACAGUGCGGCGUUGCCCUCUGCAUCGUGUUGGGUUUCUCCAUCUUGACUGCAUCAAUUGGGAGCUUCGUGGUGAAAGACAGGGUUACUGGAGCCAAACGAUUGCAGCACAUCAGUGGCCUUGGCUAUAGGAUGUACUGGUUCACAAACUUCCUGUAUGACAUGAUAUUUUACUUGGUCUCUGCCAGCCUGUGUGUUGCCAUGAUCCUUGCCUUCCAGUUACCAGCUUUUACUUUCCGAGAGAACUUGGCAGCCACAGCCCUCCUGCUGGCUCUUUUUGGAUAUGCAACACUACCAUGGAUGUAUCUGAUGUCCAGAGUCUUUUCAAGUUCAGAUGUAGCUUUCAUCUCCUACAUCUCUUUAAACUUCAUCUGUGGCCUCUGCACCAUGCUCAUGACUAUCAUGCCUCGGCUGUUGGUUAUCAUCUCCAAAUCACAGAAUUUACAGAACAUUUAUGAUGUCCUCAAAUGGGUUUUUACUAUUUUUCCUCAAUUCUGCCUGGGUCGAGGACUGAUAGAACUAUGUUAUAAUCAGAUAAAAUAUGAUCUGACCUGCAACUUUGGCAUUGAUUCCUAUGUGAGUCCCUUCGAGAUGAAUUUCCUAGGCUGGAUCUUCAUGGAGUUGACCUUCCAGGGCACAGUGCUUCUUUUCCUGAGGCUUCUGUUACACUGGGAUCAUCUGCGGCCAUCGAGGGGUCCCUCUGGAUUCAGAGGCACAGUGAAAACUUCUAAGGAUAUUGAUGUUGAAAAAGAGCAAAUGAGGGUUUUUGAAGGAAGAACCAGUGGAGACAUUCUUGUGUUAUAUAACCUUAGUAAAAGCUAUCAAAGCUUUUUCAAAACGACAACUGCAGUGCAAGAUAUUACUUUGGGCAUACGAAGAGGAGAGUUGAAAAACAGUUUUAAGGAGAUCCUUCCAUUUUUGUUUGGUUACUCUGAAAUGCAGUUCAUAGAUGAAGUGGCCCUCUCCUCAGCCGGUGAGGCUGGUAUUCUCAUUGGCUACUGUCCACAACAGGAUGCCCUUGAUGAACUCCUAACUGGUUGGGAGCAUCUUCAUUAUUACUGUAGCCUGCGUGGGAUUCCAAAGCAGCACAUACCUGAGGUUUCUGGUGACCUUGUAAGGCGCUUGCACCUGGAAUCCCAUGUGGACCAACUUGUUGCUACAUAUAGUGGUGGAACCAAGAGGAAACUCUCUAUAGCUUUGGCUUUGGUGGGAAAACCUGAAAUUCUUUUAUUGGAUGAGCCCAGCUCUGGGAUGGAUCCCUGCUCUAAGCGGUAUCUGUGGGAAACAAUAAUGAAGGAAGUUCAGGAUGGUUGUGCUGUUGUGCUGACCUCGCACAGCAUGGAGGAAUGUGAGGCUCUCUGUACAAGACUUUCCUUCAUGGUCAAUGGUAGCUGCAAAUGUCUUGGUUCCCCUCAACACAUUAAAAAUAGGUUUGGUGAUGGUUAUACAGUCAAGGUUUGGCUUUGUAAGAGAACAGAUCAACAUCAUACUAUUUCUGAGUGCUUGAAACUCCACAUUCCAGGAAUCCAGUUUAAGGGGCAACGUCUUAAUUUACUGGAAUAUCAUGUACCAAAAAGAUGGGGAUGCUUAGCUGACUUGUUCAAAGUUCUAGAGGACAAUAAGACUUCCUUGAAUAUUAACCACUACUCCAUUAACCAAACCACUUUGGAACAGGUAUUUAUUAAUUUUGCAGCUGAGCAGCAGCAAGCUCCACAGUCUAUUCUGGAACCAUCUACUGACUACUACAACCCUCAGCAUCUGCCUAUAUAA